AUGGUAGUGUCUUCUCCUUGUUCUUGGCAGCAAGUUCGCUUUUCCAACGAGGAAAACGAUACCCAGAGUACCGCCCUCCAAGAACUCACCUCAGAGAUGAUCAACGACAUGUGGUACAAUCGCCAAGAAUUCGAUGUUAUAAAACAUCAGGUACGGUCCAUCGUCUGGCGACAGCAGUUCUUGAAUGGUGAAACUCCUUCCUCUUCCUUCCGCAAGAACAACAACCACGACGACACUGACAACAUUUCAGUGCUACAAAGAUACGGUCCACACAGAUCAGCGUACAAGAAACUUGUCAUUCGAUAUACUUUACAUGCCCAAAAUCACAGCAUUGACCCUGACUUUCUUCGAAGUGUAUCAACCCAAUUUUCGGCAAGGGCCAGGGCAUUGGCAGCCAAUCAAGGGUUUGAAGACUACUGUGAGGUGUACGACCCACUUGAUUCACUUUUGGGUUCUGCAACCAUCCCAAACGAUCUUGUUCAUGGUGAUGACCAGGAGCAGAAUGAUGCCGAUAGGAGUACUUUCAUCACAAAAAAGCGGAACCGCGAUGAUGAUGAUGAUGAUGACCAUCCUUAUUGUGACGACGAAAGAACCGAAGUCCCCAAGAGAAGGCGACUUCUUUCUAGCACAUAG
Messenger RNA from Cylindrotheca closterium, 633 nucleotides. NCBI's taxonomy places the organism in Eukaryota, Bacillariophyta, Bacillariophyceae, Bacillariales, Bacillariaceae. The record is from the annotation of a GenBank genome assembly.